AAAAAUAAAAAAAAUAAAAAAAAUAAAAAAAAUAAAAAAUAAAAUUAAAAAUACUAUUUUUGAACAAAUAAACUAUUUUUUAUAUUUUUUAACUUUAAAAUAUUUCUCUAUACUAUUUUUUUUUUUCUAUUUUCUUUUGUUUAUUAAUAAUGGAUACCAGUUUUAAUUUACAACAGAUUUCAAACAAAAACAUAACUAAUAACUCCAAUAUCCAAACUUUCUAUCCAGAUAUUUCAAGACUCUUAAAUAGUCAAAGAUUUCAUUUGGAUGAAAUAAAUAAAAUAUUAAAAUCAGAUCCCAGUAACAAAAAUUUAUUAGAUAGACAUUUUUCUUUCUUAUCAAAAAUCGAAGAGCAGCAAAAUCAUUAUAUUAUGCAAGCUUCACCAAAUUCAUUUAAUCCAUCAUUACAUACAGCUAAAAAUGUACAGGCUUUAACAACCCCAAAUCUUGAAUAUAAUAAUAUGAAUAAUAAACAAAAAAUUAUCCCCCCAACCACUGAAUCACUAUUACCACCCCAUAUACAACCUAUAAUCUCACCAAACCUCAAAGAAUUAUUUCAAUCAAAUGAUGUUCUUAUUCAACAAAAAAAACAUCAAAAAUCUACCCAACCACAACAAACAAGCAAUGCACCAAAUAAAUUAAAAGGAAAAUUCAAACCAAAAACACCUCCACAAUUUACAUUUUCAAAAAAUUUAGUUCAAUUAAUGGAAAACAACGAGGACAACACCAUACAUUCAACUUUAAAGAGAAGAGGAGAACUUUAUCCAAUGCACCAAGUUAAUAAUUCAAAAAAAAUCAAAACCUCUGAUGAUGGAAAAGAGAAAACUUCCAUUGGUAACAAUAAUAUAAUUUUUGGUGAACUAAAAGAACACUUUGAAAACUUUCUACUUAAAAGCUCAAAUAAAGAAAGUGGAAAACCAUUUUUCACUAGCCCAUGUAAAAGAUUUGUAUUAUUUAAUUGUUAUAUGUAUCCAUUUCCAAAGCAACUAAGUUCUGGUCGUCCACCCAAAUCACCAAUUGUAAUCGUCGAUUUAAAAUAUGAAGAAAAUGAAAAAUUGGAAAUUAAAAUCAGGGUAGAAGAAAGUAAUUUUAACAUCUCCUCAGAUACCACUUGGAAAAUGACCGAACCUGGUAUAUACGAAGUCUACCCCUCUGUAAAAAUUGAUAAUAAUCAUGAAAAAAACUUUCAUAUUGUUUUUCAAGUUAAUAGAAUCAAAAUGAUUUCCUGUCAAUUGUCAAAAGUCUGUGAAAAUCCCAACCAAGACUGUCUUCCCUGUUCCUCUAUUGAAGUCUAUGAACUUGUUACAUGCUUUAAAAUCCCAUCUAUCGAGUUUGUCAACAAUACAAGUAAUUUAUCCAAUCCAGUUAGACCAGAGUUAAAACAAAUAAAGUGCGAUAGCGAUAAAGUUUAUUUCUGGUGUAUUUGUGCAAACGAAUUUAAAAAAGGUAAAAAGAAAGGAAAAAAGGAAGGAUAUCCUCUUUCUGUUGUUUUUAAACCAAUGUCUUACACUGCUGGUUGUGACGUCACUGUAGAUCAAAAUCAAAUAGAUUUUCUAAGUCAAAACGUUAUCUCAUUUUAUGCACCCCUUGGUGGUAAAAAAGGUCUAGUUAUUGGUUUAAAAUACAGUGUUGAAUUCAAAGCAAAUAAAAAAGAAACAAAUGCCCCAAUUACAAUUGAAAUCAAACAAAUUAAAUAGUUGUAAUACUACACAAAUCAUACAUUGUUUUAAUUUAAAUAAAUAUUUUUUGUUUUUAUUUU
This is a messenger RNA of Dictyostelium purpureum, 1759 nucleotides long. RefSeq lists its product as uncharacterized. The record is from RefSeq and is a predicted model, not a curated record. Bases 150 to 1697 code for a protein of 515 amino acids. Lineage: Eukaryota; Evosea; Eumycetozoa; Dictyosteliales; Dictyosteliaceae. The transcript has a single exon.